Molecule: messenger RNA, 4199 nt
Organism: Octopus sinensis (East Asian common octopus)
Lineage: Eukaryota; Metazoa; Mollusca; Cephalopoda; Octopoda; Octopodidae
Product: N-terminal kinase-like protein
Exons: 20
Coding region: 82-2577 (831 amino acids)
Biological process (GO): protein phosphorylation
Molecular function (GO): protein kinase activity; ATP binding
Source: RefSeq, a predicted model, not a curated record
CACCAACACCGUUUUCCGGUGGCCAACCAAAGUGACACGCGGCUGAUUAUUUGACAGUCGAGGUUUCAAUCCUCUGCCACGAUGUGGUCCUUCUUCUCCCGAGACCCAGUCAAGGAUUUCAAUUAUGAUGUUGGUGAACCUGUCAGUGUUUUAAAUGGAAAAUCACUUUGGACACUUCAUCCUGGGAAAAAGAAGGUCAAUGGUGAUGCUGUUUCCAUUUUUGCUUUUGAUGUGAAAAGUGCUGACAGUAGCCAGCUCCAAACGGCUCAGGCUGCCUUUAAAAGACUAAAAACUCUUCGACAUCCAAACAUACUCUCUUACCUGGAUGGCUUAGAGUCUGAUCGUAUAAUCUACAUUGUGACCGAAUCAGUUGUCCCCCUUUGUUCCUAUCUCACUGAGGACAAUAAAGAAGGCAGCUGCAACGAACUUGCCAUCUCCUGGGGACUUCAUCAAGUUGCGAAAGGUGUUGCUUUCUUAAACAACGACUGCAGUUUCAUCCACAACAACAUUAAUUUAUGGUCAGUGUUUGUUGACCUGGCCGGAGAAUGGAAGAUUGGUGGAGUAGAUUAUUUAUAUUCAGCCAGCGGUCAACCAACGGUGAAAGUUUUACCAACAUUGAAGAUGUACGACCCACCAGAAGCAACUGGAGGUCACGUCUGGUCUAUUGAUAUGUGGGGUUUAGGCUGUUUGAUAUGGGAGGUGUUCAAUGGACCCCUGCCUCGGUCCUCAGCCCUAAAGUCCCUCGGAAAGAUUCCAAAGAAUUUAGCACGGAACUAUUGUCAAUUAGUCAGUGCCAAUCCCAAAAGUCGACCAAAUCCUUCAGCUUUCCUCCAGGACUGCCAAGAGAAUGGCAAUUUUAUGGACAAUAGUUUUGUGAAGACAAUUAUGUUCCUUGAAGAAAUUCAAAUCCAAGACCAAGCAGCAAAAAAUAAAUUCUUCAGCAACCUGACUCCUGCCAUAGAUUCCUUUCCUCAACAUUUCUGUAAACACAAGAUUCUACCACAAUUAUUAGAUGCUUUCCAAUAUGGUAAUGCUGGUUCUGCAGUAUUGGCACCGCUUUUCAAGGUGGGCAAACUUCUCCAGUCUGAAGAAUACCAGAAAAAAAUAGUUCCCUGUGUUAUAAAGUUGUUUUCUUCCCCAGAUCGUGCUACUCGUGUCAAACUUCUUCAACAGAUUGAAUUUUUUGUUGAACAUCUUCAAACUCCGACAGUUAACGACCAGAUAUUUCCACAUGUUAUCCAAGGAUUCAUGGAUACAAAUCCAGUUGUGCGGGAAAGUACCAUUAAGGCAAUGCUUCACCUUGCUCCUAAAUUAAACUACAAGAACCUUAACGAAGAACUAAUGAAACAUUUUGCCCGUCUUCAGUCGAAAGAUGACCAAGGUGGAAUCAGAACUAAUACUACUGUGUGCCUUGGUAAAAUUGCUGGUUACCUUAAUCCCCAGAUCCGACAAAAGAUUAUUUGCUCUGCCUUUCUCCGUGCUCUCAAAGAUCCGUUCCCUCCAGCUCGACAAGCUGGAAUAUUAGCCAUGGCAGCCACUCAGAAUUAUUACAGUCUGUCUGAGAUAGCAAUGAGAUUAAUACCUGCUCUCUCAGUCUUGACAUUGGAUUCCAGUAAAUCGGUCCGGGAUCAAAGUUUCAAAGCAAUUAAUGGUUUUCUCAGCAAAUUAGAAAAAGUAUCGGAAAAUCCAGAAUUACGUGAAGAAAUGGAGAAAGACGUCACAGCCGGUGGCUCCAAAGCUGGAGACAUCUCAAGCUGGGCCGGAUGGGCUGUUAUUGGGAUGACAUCCCUUACAUCGAAACUUUACCGUGGUGCUACUACCACUACCACCACUACUACUACUACUCCUACUGUGAACACUAGUCCAACCUCAACUCCAACCGAUGGACAACCGCCCGUGAGAGCAAAAGAGUCUCAGGAGCGAGAUUCUGUUCCUUCCAAACCAGAAACACCAAAAAGCAAUGAAGGUUGGGAGUCUGAAGGCUGGAAUGAAAUGGAAUUAAAUCUCGAUGACAAACCCAAGAACUCGUCCAAUGUCCAAAAUGUGGCAGCAGGAGAGAAGAAAGAGUUUGACGGCUGGGAAGAUGAUGAAAACUGGGGAAGUCUUGAAGAUGCUCUGGAGGCCAGCUGUUUGGAAACCCCCAGCAACACUGAGGGCUGGGGUGACUGGGGAGAUGACGAGUUUUCUCCCACUUUAGAUACUCCGGGGCUCCAACCAGCCAGUUCUUAUGCCUGGGACGAGAACCAAAGCGAAGCAGAUUUCUUCACAUCUCUGACAAAUGUCAAGAAAAAGACUACCAAACCAAAUGUUAGUGGUGGUAAGUCACCAGAGGCACCAAGUGAAGACAUCGGAAGUAAACCAUCUAAACCUGAGAGUUGGCAAGGAGAUGGUUGGGACAAUACUGAAGACUGGGAUGUCACAGGUUCAAAUAAAGGUUCACUCAACGAGAAUGAAAGGAAGAGGAGAGAGCGAGAGGAGCGUAAACUUCAAAGACAGAAAGAACUCCAAGAGAAACGAGAAUUACGUAAGACGGCUGGUGCCUUGAAACUAGGUGUGAAGAAACUGAAUUUGGAUUGAAGAUUAUGGUCCAGGAAGAAUACAGGAAUGGAUCAACAGAUUGACAAAACAAAUGGUCUGAAUAUAUUUGUAUUUGGAUGGAAAUAUAUACACACGCACACACAUAUAUAUACGUAUACAUAAAUGUGUGUGUGUAAUGCUUAUACAUACACGACUUAUAUAAAACAUGAUAACAAGGUGGACCAUUUGAUGAAACUGGGUGUCAGUAUCUUUGCCUCUUUAUGGAAUUAUGUGUGUGUGUGUGUGCGUGUGUGAGAGAGAGUGAAGACAGUUCCAGACUGACCCACAAAUUCCAUUUUAAAUUGUCUUUGGUGAAUGAUAAAGUAUUGGGAAGGAAGUCAAUCAGAAGGAAAUCAUUUCCUUUUAAGGACUUCUUUGAUUAUUUAUAAAAUUUUAAAUGCAAUUUAUUCUGCAAAAGAAAGAAUUCAUCAUCAUCAUCAUCAUCAUCCUCAUCAUUUUACAUUUUCUUUUCCAUGAUGGCAUGGUUGGACACAUCAUUACAGUCAGAAUGAGUUCUUAUUUGGGGUUACUCCCCUCCUACACAUGUUGGGGCUCUCUCUCUUGUUUAUAGUACCCUCCCUAUUGCCAAAUCACUUUACAGAGUUGAUGGUUGGUGUUAGGAAGAGCAUCCAGCUACUGUAGAAACCUUGCCAAAUCUGGUCGGAAGCUGGUGCAGCUCCGUGGCUUACCAGUUUUCAAACUGUCCAACCCAUGCCAGCAUGGAAAGCGGAUGUUAACUGAUGAUGUCUCUAUAUCACCAUCAUCAUCGGUUUUAUAGCCCCUUUCUAUGCUGGCAUUGGAUGGAGAGAUCAUCCGUGUCUGAUUCAGUUGCCAUUUCAACUCUCCGCCCUCUUGCAUGGGUUCGGAACCACAUCUUGCUCGUACUUUCCAUUUUCAACACGAUUCCUGUGACUGGGUACGUUUCCUAACACCCAGUGUACAAAAGAGACUCUACAGGGUUCAUCAUUUCGUUGUGGCACCAGCACCAGAGAGGUUGUCUUGUCUCCAGCAAGAGCAAAGAAUUAGCUCUGCACAGCGCUCUCUCCCCUUCUCUCUCUCUCUCCCUCUCCCUCUCAUUCAUACAUGCUCUACACACACACUCACACAUACACACUCGGGUGUGUUUUCAAACAAAACAAACUUGCACUCAACAUAUUUGAUUGGUGUUACACUUAUUACACAACAGUUUGACUCAGCACCACACUACUUAAAGUUUUAUGGUCAUAGAUCACAGCCACAGCAUCAGACGUUUGUAAACAGAGAGAAAAGAAUGAAAAGGUUUUCAAUGGUUUCUGUGAGGGGAGAGCAUUUUAGAUUUCUAUUGGUCAAUUCAGGUCAUGUGGUUGUUUUUGCUAUUUUAGUGACGUCAGACAUUUUCUUGAUAAGUCCAUAUGGUGGAGCAGAAAAGAGGCUGGUUGGUAUUCUUCAGGCUUUGAUAUUUUAGGAGCAUCAGUUCUUUACAUUGGGUACAAAAAGUUGUAGGACAAAACAUCUGUUGGCAUCAGUUUGUCAUUAUUCUGUAGGGUGCAUUAUUUCUUAUUUCUUUAUUGCCCACAAGGGGCUAAACAUAGAGGGGACAAAGACAUUAAGUCGAUUAGAUCAACCCCAGUACGUAACUGGUA